This is a messenger RNA of Periophthalmus magnuspinnatus, 2394 nucleotides long. RefSeq lists its product as uncharacterized. Gene Ontology annotation, cellular component: heterotrimeric G-protein complex. Lineage: Eukaryota; Metazoa; Chordata; Actinopteri; Gobiiformes; Gobiidae. Bases 86 to 301 code for a protein of 71 amino acids. The transcript has 3 exons. Gene Ontology annotation, biological process: G protein-coupled receptor signaling pathway. The record is from RefSeq and is a predicted model, not a curated record. Gene Ontology annotation, molecular function: G-protein beta-subunit binding.
CAGGCUGUUGUUGUAGGACUUUCCUCUCCGCGCCUCUGUAGCGCUCUGCUCCGCACUGUACCGCUCUGUACCGCUCUGUGCAGUCAUGUCCAGCAGCGGACCCAGCAGCAGCCUGGUUAUGGCGCAGAAAGCGGUCAAGCAGCUGCGGUUCGAGGCCAGUGUCCACCGGAUAAAGGUGUCCCAGGCUGCUGCAGAGCUCAAGACCUUCUGUUUGCAGAACGCCCACAAAGACCCCCUCCUCACUGGGGUGCCCUCCAGUGACAACCCCUUCAGACCCCCCAAGUCAUGUGUGCUGCUCUGAGCCCAGGCUGGCUGACACCUGACUGCCCACUUCAAUAAUAUCGCAUAUCACAUGAAGAUUAUGAAGAACAGACAAGCGACGGAGUGUAUGUACCACACCAAUGAGGAAUGUGCAUUUAAUAUGAGUGUAGUCUAGUAUUGUUCAAAUGUUCAGUGUUGAAAGCACUAAAUCUGCCAUUAAAGCCAACAAUUGUAUCUAAGUUUCAGUUGACAUCAAGGGCUACAACAACAAAUGAUGAACAAUACAUUUUGGAGUUAAUAAAAUGCUGAGAGAAGAGUUUUUCUGCCAUUACAAAUCAAAUAAGUGGAGAGGUAAUAUAUGGGUUGGUCUAGUAAAAAAAACCCAUUUCAUUCAGGGGUGUCAAACUAUGUGGUUAGACCAAUUUUUGUUGGCCCCCAUACCUCCUAAAUUGAUCCAAAUAAUCAUAGAUCAUGGAUUAAAAAUGCAUUGAUUCUAUUACCAUAACCUCAGUAACAUCACAUUGCAUUAGGGUUGUCAAAAGUAUCGGAAAUCAGAUACUAAUCGAUAUUAAAAGUAGUAUCGAAACUAGAUACUCAUUUGAGCAUGUAUCGAUACUAAAAUCAGUAUUGAGCAUUGAAUCUAUUCCUUAGUAUCAAAAUUGACUUUGAAAUUUUAAUAUCAUGACAACUGCCAACACUACAUUGCAUUGUGAUUCAGACCUAAAAAUAAUGUUAGCUUUAUUAUGAUACAGUGGCCCAGUCAUUUCAAUGUAAAAUGCAUCUAUGUAUCGAAAAUCAGAUACUAAUCUAUACUAAUCGAUAUUUAAAAUAGUAUCGAAACUAGACUUAUUGUAUUGACCAUUGGUGGCUUCAAAUAUGGUGGCAUUGGUGGCUUCAAAUAUGUUUCAAUAUGUGGCUCUCUGGGCAUAAACUUGAGAGAACCCUUUAUAAACCUACAUCAAUCAUUAAUUCAUCACUUAAUUGUUGAAAUAAUCUAAAAAACUAAAAAAUCUGACAAAAAAAUAUAUAUAUAUUGUGGAAAAGUGGAAUAAUUAAUUGCCUUAUAACUCAAAGGUCAGCAGUUCCACCCCAGCCCUGGCCUAUGCAUACUGCCCCUGUGUUCUUGGGCAAGACACACAAUGUAAUAAAGUAGUGCGUGCUGCAAUGUAAUGUAAAGCGUCUUCGUAAACAAAAAACAGAAGGUGCUGUGUAAAUUGAAUGCAUAAAUUGAAUGAUUUCAUCUGUAGAAUUUAAAUAUGUGAUUAUCAUUGACUUCUGCCUUCGAUUUGGGAUUAUAUUUGAAAUACAGCCUCUUAUUUUUAUUUUUAUAACAUUUUCAAAUUUUGUACAUUUCAUAGCAUCUAGCAGCAUACUUUUACUCCUACUUGAGUAAUAUUUUUUAUUAAAGUAACAGUACUCUCAGUACUUGAGUAAAACGUUUGGUUACUCUUCCCACUAAGAGUGAGUCUACAAGUGAUAAAAGCUUUAUGUUGAGAAAGCACAGCCUACACCCCUAUGUCACCCAUGCCCACAUGUGAUUAUUCUCCAUAAAUGUCCAAAAACUUGAUACAAAACCUUACAACUUUACCCUAUAACUUGACAAGCCUGAUGAGAUGUGCAGUAGUUUCAUUAGUGGAAUGCAGCUGAUUGUGUUGUGAUAGUGCUCUGAAGGGGGAGUGACUUAAUGCUGAGAGCAAAAAGAGGGGGGGACUUGGGGCUCAAAAACAAAACCAACUUAUAAAACAUGUUAAUACAUUGUUUUCAGCAAAUACAUCAUUUUCAAAACAGUAAAAGGUAACAUGGAGUGCCCUGUGCUGAAACUCAAACAUUCAGUUGACACCAGCAGUGUUUCUAUGCAAUAUUUGUGCUUCUAAAUAUUUGCUCUUGUUCAUUACAUUUUGUUCACAUUGUUAAAGUGUUACACCAAAUAUUCAUCUAUCAUUUUAUUUAUUUGUUGAUAUUAUUACAAAUGUUUAUUUCUGUUUUUAUUUGCAUGUAGCCUACACAUUGUCACUGUUAUUUUAUUUGGAUUUAUUAAACAAAUAACACAACUUUUCUGAACUGUUGGCAUCACCUUCCACUGCCUUAUGAUAUAAUGCCACCUAGCUGCACUACAAUGCAAUUACAAAAUGG